CCUCUCCCAACAACUGCCUUUCAUCACUGCUUAGCUCCAGAGAAGUGGCUUGCAGGAUCAGCAUACUUCAAUUGGCAGAAUACAACCUCUUCACCUUCUCAUCCUCCGCAAGUACUCAAUUCUCCGGAGACGCAAGUUCCGGCAGAAAAAGCAACAUCGGCCAAGCAUCUCCGCCCACUCUGCACAUCGUAACCACAACCCAACACAUCUCCACGAACAGCAACAGCACAACCGCCAAAAUGGUGCAAGCAGACUCCCUCUCGGCCUGGAAAGCCCUUCAGGACCACCACAACAAUGUCGGCAAAUCCUUCGUGCUAAAAAAAGAAUUCGAAAAGGACCCUUCCCGCUUCGAAAAGUUCAGCUUCACAUUCGACAAUACAGCCGACGGGAGCGAGAUCCUGUUCGACUUCUCCAAGAACUUCCUUACUGCACAGACAUUGGGCUUGCUCGUUGAUGUUGCGAAGGAGGCGAAGAUUGAAGAUUUGAGGGAUGCGAUGUUUAGGGGUGAUAAGAUUAACUUUACAGAGGAUCGGGCCGUGUUGCAUACUGCGUUGAGGAAUGUCACGAAUGAGGUUGUGAAGGUUGAUGGAAAUGAUGUUAUGCCGGGUGUCAAUAAGGAGUUGAAGCAUAUGGAGGAGUUUAGUGAGGCGAUCAGGAGUGGAGAGUGGAAGGGGUAUACGGGCAAGUCAUUGACUACGAUUAUCAACAUUGGUAUUGGUGGCUCGGAUUUGGGCCCAGUCAUGGUCACCGAAGCGCUUAAGUACUACGGCGAUCGCAAGCAGACUCUCCACUUCGUGUCUAACAUUGAUGGCACGCACAUGGCUGAAGCACUCCGCGAAUCCGAUCCAGAGACCACCCUCUUCCUGAUUGCAUCCAAAACCUUCACAACAGCCGAGACAACUACCAAUGCCAACUCAGCCAAAACCUGGUUCUUGGAGAAGACAGAUGGAAAGGGAGAUAUCGCCAAGCACUUCGUUGCCCUCUCUACCAACGAGGGCGAAGUCACCAAGUUCGGCAUCGACGCUAAGAACAUGUUCGGCUUCGAGAGCUGGGUUGGCGGCCGUUACUCUGUCUGGUCCGCUAUCGGUCUCAGUGUUGCCAUCCAUAUCGGAUUCAAGAACUUCCAUUCUUUCUUGGAGGGCGCUCAUGCUAUGGAUAUGCAUUUCCGUACCGCCCCUCUUGAGAAGAACAUCCCCGUUAUUGCAGGCCUCCUGAGCGUGUGGUAUUCUGAUUUCUACGGUGCCCAGACUCACUUGGUUUCUCCAUUCGACCAAUAUCUCCACCGUUUCCCCGCCUACCUGCAGCAGCUGUCUAUGGAAUCCAACGGUAAAGCCGUCUCCCGCGCCGGUAACACCUUCGUUAAGUACACCACGGGCCCCAUCCUGUUCGGCGAGCCCGCCACCAACGCCCAGCACUCCUUCUACCAGCUGCUGCACCAGGGCACCAAGCUCAUCCCCACGGACUUCAUCCUCGCCGCCGAAUCGCACAACCCGAUCGCCAAUAACAAGCACCAGAAAAUGCUUGCCAGUAACUUCCUCGCUCAAGCCGAAGCUCUUAUGGUCGGCAAAGACGAGGAGCAACUCAAGGCUGAGCAAACUGCAGAACCGCUUCUUAAGCAUAAAACGUUUUUGGGGAAUAGACCAACUACCAGUAUCCUGGCGCAGAAAAUCACACCCGCUACGCUGGGAGCUUUGAUUGUUUAUUACGAGCACGCUACUUUCACGGAGGGUGCGGUCUGGGAUAUCAAUUCUUUCGAUCAGUGGGGUGUUGAGCUGGGCAAGAGUCUCGCGAAGAAGAUCCAGGGGGAGCUGGAGGAGGGUGCGGGCAAGGGGGAGCAUGAUAGCAGUACUGCGGGCUUGAUUGAGGCUUUUAAGUCCAAGUCGAAGGGGAAGCUGUAAAUGCGAACGUUGUUGAGCCGCUUCUGUUGAGAGGGUUGGGAAGUUUGUGAAUAGGAGGAACGAGAGGAACAGAGGAACGAGAGGAACAGAGGAACGAGAGGAAAGUG
Messenger RNA from Hyaloscypha bicolor E, 2005 nucleotides. Its product is annotated as putative glucose-6-phosphate isomerase. Gene Ontology annotation, molecular function: monosaccharide binding; carbohydrate derivative binding; glucose-6-phosphate isomerase activity. Gene Ontology annotation, cellular component: cytosol. Lineage: Eukaryota; Fungi; Ascomycota; Leotiomycetes; Helotiales; Hyaloscyphaceae. The coding region runs from base 240 to 1898 and encodes 552 amino acids. Gene Ontology annotation, biological process: gluconeogenesis; glucose 6-phosphate metabolic process; glycolytic process. The record is from RefSeq and is a predicted model, not a curated record. The transcript is spliced from 4 exons.